AUGAAACUGGACACCGUGUUCAUGUUCCUGGUGGUCGUUGUCAUCGUCUUCACAGUCGAGCAAAUCUGUCCCCUACAUGAACUGCAUAGGAAGCUGCAAAAUGGCACCCUGGUGCCCUGGGUGAAGAGUACAUUGAGGAAACUGUGUUCUCACUUUUGUUUUAAGAGCAUAAAGAGGGACAUGGAGAUAUUUUACCGCGAGAAGUACAUAGUUCCGAAGCCGUGCUACUUUUUAUUUUUCAUCGUUAGCGGUUGCCUGACCCUGGGCGCCAAGUGGCUCAUGCACAGGGUUUCGCAGCCGCUGGGCGAGCGCUGGAUCCCCCGCAAAAAAUGGAGCGAACGCAUACGCAAGAUCAAGGUAGCUAGGUUCAACCUGAUGUUCUUCAAUUUAUUUUACUUCACCCUCAUCAGCGCACUUGGUUUUGUCGCGCUCAGCCGCCAGACCUUCUUCCCUCACGAAAUGGGUGGCCAGGGCAAGCUCAGCGAUUACUUUGCAGGCUACCCCAAGCAGAAAACCUCCCAUCUUAUACACGUGUAUUAUUUCCUGAAUGGUGGUUACCUGCUGACGUCGGUGUACUCCCUGCUCAUGGUGGAGAAGCUGCCCGAUUUUUAUGAAAAUUUUUUGCAGCACCUGUGUGCAGUUAUCCUGGUUUACUUUUCCUAUGGCCAGAACUUCCUGCGCGUUGGAUCCAUCAUCAUGCUCUGCCACGACAUCUGCGAGGUGUUCUCAUCAGCGUGCCGCGUCUUUGUGGACACGAGACACAAGGCAGUGACGGUCAGCUCCUUCUGCAUCCUGUUCUCAAGCUGGGGGUUCCUUCGCCUGUACAUUUUUGCCAAGAGGUGUAUACUACCAGUGCAUAGAAACCUCCACAUGCUUAAACCCCUCAUUGGGUACGAAGCUUGCGUAUGGCUCAUCUUUUUGCUUCUAGUCAUUCUGUUAAUGAAUGCUUAUUGGUUUGUGUUGAUGGGCAAGAUGUUUAUUCACUUCGUUGCGAGUGGACAGACGGAAGACAUUUUAACGCGCGUGGACGAGCUGCAGGAGGGGGACAAGAAGACUAAGUGA
Molecule: messenger RNA, 1062 nt
Organism: Plasmodium fragile
Lineage: Eukaryota; Apicomplexa; Aconoidasida; Haemosporida; Plasmodiidae
Exons: 4
Coding region: 1-1062 (353 amino acids)
Biological process (GO): ceramide biosynthetic process
Cellular component (GO): membrane; endoplasmic reticulum
Molecular function (GO): sphingosine N-acyltransferase activity
Source: RefSeq, a predicted model, not a curated record